CCCAAAACUCAAUAUUGUUCGGUCACCUGCUACCUUUAUGUCAACAUCAGAUUAUCCUAGGCCCUCGAGUGAACGGAUUGCUGAGCUCAGGGAGAAUCUGGAGGCUAUACGGGCUAAAAUCAACGUCGUUGUCUCCUCCGCAGGACUCGGUGACAAGAAGCCCAAUUUGGUUGCCGUGUCCAAAAUCAAAUCUGCCGAAGAUGUAAUGGCGUGUUACGAAGACGGGCAACUGCAUUUCGGGGAGAACUACGUGCAGGAGCUGAUCGAGAAGGCAGAGAAGCUUCCCCAAGAGAUCAAGUGGCACUUCAUUGGUGCACUGCAAAGUAACAAGUGCAAGCCGCUGGCGUCGAUACCAAAUCUCUACGCUGUCGAGACGCUUGAUUCGAUCAAGAAGGCUGAUGUCUUCCAGAAGUCACUUCCCGAUGCUCGGUCGAUCCCCCUACGUGUGUUUAUCCAGAUCAACACAUCGUCCGAAGAGUCCAAGUCCGGCUUACCUCCCGUAUCCUCAACAUCAUCCGGCUCAGAAGCUGUCGAACUCGCGAAGCACAUCGUUCAGAAAUGUCCUGCCCUGCACCUCGAGGGGCUAAUGACAAUCGGCUCUAUUGAGGCGUCCACCACGCAGGAUGAGAACGAGGACUUCGACAGGUUGAGAGAUUCGAGGGAUAACAUGGAAAAGACGCUUAGAGAAGCUGGGCUGUUGGAAGGAUGGGGUCAGGAUGGGAAACUUCAGUUGAGCAUGGGCAUGUCGGCGGAUUUUGAAAAUGCGAUCAUGCAGGGGAGCGACAGCGUGCGUGUUGGGUCAAGUAUAUUUGGGGCAAGACCUAAGAAGCAAUAG
This is a messenger RNA of Dacryopinax primogenitus, 835 nucleotides long. RefSeq lists its product as uncharacterized. Bases 38 to 835 code for a protein of 265 amino acids. Gene Ontology annotation, cellular component: intracellular anatomical structure. NCBI's taxonomy places the organism in Eukaryota, Fungi, Basidiomycota, Dacrymycetes, Dacrymycetales, Dacrymycetaceae. The transcript is spliced from 4 exons. The record is from RefSeq and is a predicted model, not a curated record. Gene Ontology annotation, molecular function: pyridoxal phosphate binding.